AUGGUGGACACUUGGGAGCCAGAUUCCAGGGUACAUCCCAGUCCAGGAGAGGGGAAACCUGAAACCUUUGACAUCCAGGGCCUUGAAUUGGGAAGGACCCGUGUUAAGAUUCUUGUCCGGUGUGCUGCUCCAUCUAGCAGCCAGAAUCUUGGAGCUGUGCGUCUGUCUUGUCAUUCCCCGUGUCUUUCAGUAGGGCGCUGUACCACUCCGAGCAAAGGAAUAAAGAAUCUGCCCCGAAGCCCAGCAGCCAUCCCAUCUCUGCCGUGUUGCCAGUCUGUGUCGGUGAAUCUUGCGUCUGAAGGCCAGUUCAACCUUAGGAGCAGGAAGAAGAGGAAAUUGCCCCGAAACAAUAUCUGUAGCUGCAGCAAAGCCUGCUGGCUGUAG
This is a messenger RNA of Rangifer tarandus platyrhynchus (Svalbard reindeer), 384 nucleotides long. The record is from the annotation of a GenBank genome assembly. NCBI's taxonomy places the organism in Eukaryota, Metazoa, Chordata, Mammalia, Artiodactyla, Cervidae.